UCCGGCCGCCCGGCGCGGGAGCGAAGCGGAGCGGGACGCCGAGUCCCGAGCGGCCGGCAGCCGGGGCUCCCCGCCCCUCCCUCCCUCUCCGGCGGCGGCGGCGGCGGCGGCGGGCGGAGUGAGCUGCGGAGCCUGGAAUAUGGUCGGGGAAAUGGAAACGAAGGAGAAGCCGAAGCCCACCCCAGAUUACCUGAUGCAGCUGAUGAACGACAAGAAGCUCAUGAGCAGCCUGCCCAACUUCUGCGGGAUCUUCAACCACCUAGAGCGGCUGCUGGACGAAGAAAUCAGCAGAGUGCGGAAAGACAUGUACAACGACACGCUGAACGGCAGCACGGAGAAGAGGAGCGCGGAGCUGCCCGACGCCGCGGGGCCCGUCGUCCAGCUGCAGGAGAAGCUCUACGUGCCUGUGAAGGAGUACCCGGACUUUAAUUUUGUUGGGAGAAUCCUUGGACCUAGAGGACUUACAGCUAAACAGCUUGAAGCAGAAACGGGAUGUAAAAUAAUGGUCCGAGGCAAAGGCUCGAUGAGGGAUAAAAAGAAGGAGGAACAGAACAGAGGCAAGCCCAACUGGGAGCACCUCAAUGAAGACCUGCACGUGCUGAUCACCGUGGAGGACGCCCAGAACAGGGCGGAGAUCAAGCUGAAGCGGGCCGUGGAAGAGGUGAAGAAGCUGCUGGUGCCCGCAGCAGAGGGAGAAGACAGCCUGAAGAAGAUGCAGCUGAUGGAGCUGGCGAUUCUGAACGGCACCUACAGAGAUGCCAACAUCAAAUCACCCCUUGCCUUUUCUCUUGCAGCCACAGCCCAGGCUGCUCCGAGGAUUAUUACCGGGCCUGCGCCUGUCCUCCCCCCAGCUGCCCUGCGCACCCCGACGCCGGCCGGCCCCACCAUAAUGCCUUUGAUCAGACAGAUACAGACCGCCGUCAUGCCGAACGGGACUCCUCACCCCACUGCUGCGAUAGUUCCUCCCGGGCCCGAAGCUGGCUUGAUCUACACCCCCUAUGAGUACCCCUACACGUUGGCACCAGCUACGUCGAUUCUUGAGUAUCCCAUUGAACCUAGUGGCGUGUUAGAGUGGAUUGAAAUGCCAGUCAUGCCUGAUAUUUCAGCCCAUUGACUGCCGGAGGAAGGACUAGAGUGCAGCAGCUGCUGUAACACGACCAGGCGGUGCGGGGCAGGCCGCUGCCGCGCUGCCCUUGUUUUGCCAGACAGAAUUUGAAUACUUUUUUCCUUGAUUUGGAUAUGACCUUGGUGCUGCAUGCAUGCUGUUCACUUUUAGGACUUUGAUCUUCUAAGGGUUUUUUUUCCAGCAUUAACAUGGAUUUAUCAAAAUUCGAAAGCCUUUAGCGAACCUGGACAAAGAUUUAAACUUGAAAAUUCAUUGUUCAGUUAAAGAAAACCACAACGCUCUGUAUGUUAUCUGUGUGUGUGCAUGCACUCAGGUGCCUCUUGUUUCAUGAGCAAAUACAUCUUAUUGUACAUGUUGUCGGUUACCUCUAAAUCACUGUGUAAAGUAUUCCAGGUCAGAAUCACACCAUAGAGCUGUUUAUGAGAUCCUUACUUCUGUUGCACAUUUCUUGAAGCAUUUUUAAAAUAACCUGUAACAUAUAACCUGUUUACGUUUCUUCUUAACUGUUAACGCUCUGUCCUGUGGCCCCCGCCUGCUCCUUUCCCCAGAACUCCUCCCUGCUGCACGCACAGCGUCUGCUGGGGGAGGGGGGCUGCCGCUCCCUGCAGGGCGGGCUCUAGGCCCGGCCGCUGCUCCAGCCCUCUCCAAGCCAGAGCUCACUGGCCUUGCCUCUUGGAGUAAACUCGUCCGAGAUUAGUUUACCUGAAAUGGAAAAGGGGUGACGGACCACUUUACUGCUUAGAGUCAGCAAGGGGCACUGCAGAAUCUGCUUGUCAUUUCAAAGCAGUGUGUUUUUGGUUGUGUUGGGAAAUUUGUAAUUAUUAGACUGACAAUUGAAACCAAAAUACACACAUAUCUAAUUGGCAGUCAUAAGAUGAAUAAUAGCGAGUACUAAAUGAUUAAAGUCCAUUAUAAUCUAUUAUUUCUUGCUUUGCUACCUAAGCAGUAAAAGGUGAUAUUGAUUGAGACCACUUGGAGAACUGACAAAAUCAUUUCAAAUUGCUAAGUUAUAGUAAAUUUGCACACAGAUAACAUGCAUGCUGUAUAUCAAGUCUCACAUCAUAUUAUUUUAAAAUAAGCAGUGCCCUUCAAAACAGAUGCAGACAUGUGUGUUGGUGGUAGUGAGGAGAUUGGUAAUAGCAUCAAAUCUUCAUUGGUGACUAAUUUUUAAUUCCCUUCCUUUUAUCUUUAGGUAUGGCUUUCCCAACGAAAGGCUAAGAAUUCAAGAACGGUCUUAACUGAACCCUCAUCAGAUCUGAAUUUAACAAAUGCUUAGUCUCAGCAGCCUCUGGGGGGGAGGGAAGCUUAGCCUAGCAGUCAGUGACUUACUUGCACUUUUUGCACACUGAUAGGAAGUAAAAGUAUGUUAUUAAUUUGGUUUAGUCUAUAACCUUACAAAGUAACGGUAAUUUAUAAAGGAGUGUGUAGUAGUAUACUGACUGCUAAGUGUACUAUACUGUUUGCUUUACUAAUCACCUAAUUCAUUGCGGUUCAUACUUAUUGACUCAAAGUUUAAAACCACAAUCUGUAGGCUUUACGAACUGCUCAUAAACCUUUUUACACGAUAAACUCUGGAAGCGGUCUGAAGGUUAGCCAGUCAUUGUCAGCAUUGAGCAUGGCGUGCUUUUAAGUGGUCCUGUUGCGAGAAAAGCACUUCAGUGAAUAUGUGACUAGUAAAGCGUAAAUGUUUGUUUGGGUCUCAUAGAGUUCAUGAAAUACUGUGUCUUGGGAUUAUAAGUUAAUGGAUAAAAUAGGUUAAGGCCAAGAUGUUUGAAAUAAAUGCAAUAUUAAUAGACGCAUAUAUACGCAGCAUAUUAUGGUUAAUUUUAAAACUACUGUGCCUUAACGUGUUUCUUAAAAUGAAGUUUUUGUAGUAAAUGAACAUUUGAAAUCCAUUUUGAUAAACCUGUUAAUGUUUGUUUUUUCCCCCUUGUGAAUGUUUUCUAACUUUGUCUUGGUAAUUGCAAUUUAACUAGGUGCGGUGGCUACUAAAGUUCGAAGGCACGAUAUGCGUGUCCAUCCUUACCAAAGGAUUGUGACCGCAGACCGAGGUUAGUUUAGUUCUGCAGUUCUUGUUUCUGAGAAAUGCGCCGGGUGUCUGUACAGUUUGCAACACCACACCUGAUGGAAAAACACAUAACUGUUUACCUGCACAACGUUUCUUUUCCUUUUCUAAAUUAAUUUAUAAUAAUUGACAGAUUUAAGGGGUGGGUUUCUCGGGAUGCAUUUUUGUGUUUUUUUUCCCUCCCUUCAUAUUUUAACUUAUUAAAUUCUAUUAGUAUGUACUAUGAUUUCUUCCUACUAAAACACAUAUUAGUCCAUUUGGGGAGCUAUGAAUUUUUGUUUUCUCCUUAAUUCUCAAUAAUAAUUUUUGCUAAAAGUUUUCUUUUAAUUGUUCUGAAAUUUUGGGUUGGUUUUGCAAAAUGAACUGAGCGGAUGGUGCUUUAAUGAGAGAAGUAAAGGAAUAUAUGCCUCCUGUGUUCUUUGGAGAAAAUUGAAGAUUUAUUUUCCCAUUUUCCUUUUUAACAUGGCAUUUGAGCCACUGUACAAACACGAGGUUACACAUGUCGAGUACUUAGCUGAGACCAGCCAAGUAAAGACUGUGAAGAGAACUUGGGUGCAGGUGGAUCUUGUUUAUAAGUCAGAAAAGCAAUCCCCUUUUAUUAUGUUUUCUUCCAAAAUGGAUCCUUUGAUUUUUGUCAUUUGCUGCUAAAAUGUAUUUUCUGAAGGUAAACUGUCUUUGGAAGUUCUGUGGUGACACACCCAGCUGUCGGGGCGUCUUUUCUGACUGACCUGUGACUGGAAAUAAGUCUUCACUUUUCUCCUUCUCAGCAUUUGUAAUCCGUGUCCUAUAUAUUCCCUUGGACCCUUUAAGAAGUAUUUAUGUUUAUUGAGGAGUGAUAUUUUCGGUUUAUUGACAUUGAAUUCUUUUUCUGAGUUUGAGAUCAUAAGAUAGGAAUCCAAAGCAAGGCAGAAGAGAAUUUUUUAUAAGCUUUUUUUUUUAUGGCACAUUUAUUACCUACCGAUUUAGUUAAUCUAACUAAUACCAGUUUGGAAAAGUGAUGGAUUGAAACCUCAAUUCUACAUCUUCUAUGAACUUGUGAAAGAUCUAUCUAUACUUUGCAUAGUUAUCUUGAACACUGAUGAUAAAUAUUGGACACAGCUGUUGUCCAUGUCAGAAUAAAAUACCUUUCCAAAGAUAUCGAUGAUAUUUAUUUAGCAUAAUAUAUAAUUAAACAGCCUUGAAGAUUUUUAACUAAUAUGUUACUUAUAGCGAUUUAAUGAGCAAAAUGAAGGGACCCCCAGCUCGGUGGCCAUCUGUGAGGACGGUGCUCCCUGUGAGUGUCACGUACACGCGUGCGCAGCACUCCCCUCACACCAGGGCACGUCUCCUCGCUGGGAGGGCGUUUUUCCACAGGGGAGGAAAUCAUGUAGAUUUGAAGAACCCAAGGAAUUCCAUGAAUGAUUUAAACUUUUCCCCGUAGUUACUGUCUGAAAUAGGAGGAUUUGGAAGUAGAUUUUCUUUUGUUAACCUUUCCUUGUACACCCCUUUUAGAGUUUUCAUAAUUUUGUUUUAACACAAUGAUUAUUGGCCUACUCAGUACUCCAGUGCCUUGAGAUAGUUGAAAAUACUAGGAAGAUUUUAUUGUAUUUCAAAAUAAGAACACAUUCCAUGCAUGGCUCUCUUGUAGUUACAUGUGUUUUCAUUAGUCCUGUCACUGUUUCUAUUCAAAAUGCAAUGUCAGCAAACCGAAAUGCUACCUUUUCCCUCUGAAUAACAGAGUCCUCUGUACACUGCUGUCGCUGUCACUGUGCGCACUCGCUGGGUCCGGGGGAGGCGUCUGAAGUCCUUCACUUUUAAGUUAUUUUAUGAUACUACUGUUUUCUCUAGUGUUGAGGGUUUUUUAUUAUUUUUUUAAUCUUUUGAGGGGAAGAUUAAUAUAAGUGUUCAUUUAAUGCAAGGAAGCUCAGCCCUUGGACCUGUAGCCGUGUAAUUAAUUCUGUGUGAGCAUUCAGAGUACGGCAUGGUUGACAAAUGCCUAGUUCUUCACUAAAAGUAAACCCACCUCUGCGUGUGGCAAAACUGAAUCUGAAGCCUAUGAAAGACCAACUGACUUUUUAGUCAAAGUGAGCCCUACCUUAUUUUGCACGGUUGACACACCUGUGUGUACUGUGGGGGCCAGGACUUGGCAGAGGAGGCGUUCUAGGUGUGCGUGGAAAUGGUGGUCUGCUUUUUCUGUGGGUUCCACAUGCAAAAACAAGAAUAUUUCUGAAUGGUGGUUUUACAGAAACCAUUAUUUAUACAGUUUGUAUAAGAAACUUAAUACAAUUUUAAUCAGAAUUAAGUUAGCGUGGGAAACGCUUUGAGACUCUAUGUCUCUGGAGGGCCUUGGAAGCCACGUGGCUGCAUCGUGCGAACCGUGUGUCUUCUGCUUUGACUGCGGAGUAGCCGUUUGUGUCUUAAAUGGAAUUCCACUAUUUUUAAGAAAUUCAGGGAUGAUUUGGUCACACUAAAGAUACAGUAUUUUUGUAGUAUUUUUACACUAUUCUAAAUGAUAGACUGCAGAAAGCAUUUUUGUCAGGUGAGGGCAAGCCAGUCGACUACAUAGACCAUUUGACUCUGUGAACGUUAGACCCACUGGGUUCCGAUUUACGAAGCGGCACAGAAUCUACCUUUGCACUGAAGCAUUUCGUAUCUCCUCUGCCGUAGUCACAGUGGCCACAGUACAGAAAAUUCUUUCAAACCUCAGAAUAUAGUAGAAAUAAUUAAGCUGUUGAAUGAGUCUUAAAAAUCAUACUACUGUUAAGUGGACCAAGUUUGGCGAAGCAGAACGUGACAGUGUUGAUUAAGGAAGGAACAACUCAAGGACAUUGGGGACGAGAACUUUUCCACUUGAGAACUACUUUAUGUUUUACUGUAAUUUUAAAGAUUUUUUUGUUCUGUUUGUUAUUUUGCAAAAGAAAAUAGUAUUUACAGGUGGCUUCUUUUAAAAUAUAUAAAGCAGGAAUGUAUAUGAAAUGUCAGAUUUUAUUGUAUUUGCAGAGAAUUAGCUUUGAAGUUGAAUAAAGAAAGCUGUAGUUUUAAAAUGCCUUAUUGGUAUCAAUUAGAAAUUUCUUCUAUUUUUUGAUGUACUUAGAGCUUUUGAGUAUAGAGUUUUAAAUGGCAGGAUUUCACAGUGUUUACAUGCAAGUGCAUUUUAUAAGUGUUCUAUAUGUGUAAAAUAGUAUUUCCAACUGGAAAGCGUGGGCCAGCGCACAAAGGGCCUGGCCCUUUCUGGUCCCACGACAUUGCCUACACCGCUAGCCUGCAGGUUAGUGUCGCUCUGUGUCCUGAGGCCAGAGACCCCGUGUCGUUUGUAAAUAGAACAAUUGAAAAAGCAAUAAACAUUUAUUGAACAAAAGAAA
This is a messenger RNA of Phyllostomus discolor (pale spear-nosed bat), 6532 nucleotides long. It is a transcript of the gene QKI, whose product is annotated as QKI, KH domain containing RNA binding. The transcript is spliced from 7 exons. Gene Ontology annotation, molecular function: mRNA binding. Lineage: Eukaryota; Metazoa; Chordata; Mammalia; Chiroptera; Phyllostomidae. Gene Ontology annotation, biological process: regulation of mRNA splicing, via spliceosome. Gene Ontology annotation, cellular component: nucleus. Bases 140 to 1114 code for a protein of 324 amino acids. The record is from RefSeq and is a predicted model, not a curated record.